UGUGUGUAUGUGUGUGUUUAAAAGGACACUUGAAUUAUCAGUCCUGCUCUUUUCAGGGCGGCAGACACACGGACUGGACCUUGUUCCUAACUGUUUAUUUGAUCUGCCGUUAGGAACAAAGCUAAAAUUAAGAAAAAAUAAGGAAACUCUUUUUAUUUUUAUUGCUGAUUGAAGUGUCGGGAACAUGAAGUGGGGCGUGUGGCUUGGAGUUUCUCUCCUCACCUGUGGAAUUCUCUGUUGGGGAGUAAAGAUCCUGGACAUCCCUGAGUAUGAUGGCAAAGAUCGUGUCCAUGAGCUCAGCAGCAAAAACUACAGGGCUGUGAUGAAGAAGUACGAUGUCAUGGUGAUCUACUAUCACAAAGCUGUCGGAGGAAACCGCAUGGCCAAGAAGCAGUUUGAAGUGGAAGAGCUUGCUUUGGAGUUGCUAACAAGCCCUGCUGCCCUCACCUACCAGCUUGCUGCACAAGUGCUUGAUGACUUUGAUGAUGAGGAUAUUGGAUUCGGGCUGGUGGAUGCGAAGAAGGAUGCUGCUGUUGCCAAGAAGUUAGGUUUGGAUGAAGUCGACAGCAUUUAUAUCUUUGCUGAUGACGAGAUCAUUGAGUAUGAUGGAGAAAUGGCUGCAGAAACACUGGUGGAAUUCCUCUAUGAUGUUAUAGAAGAGCCUGUGGAGAUCAUCGACAACGAAGGAGAGCUAAAAGGCUUUUUUAACAUUGAUGAGGAUAUCAAGUUGGUGGGAUACUUUAAGAAUGAGAAGUCCCGACACUUUAUUGAAUAUGAUGAUGCCGCUGAAGAGUUCCAUCCGUUUAUCAAGUUCUUUGCCACUUUCAAUUCAAAAAUUGCCCAUAAACUAAAACUGGAAAUGAAUGAGGUGGAUUUUUAUGAACCCUUCAUGAAACAUCCUAUCGCAAUCCCAGGCAAACCUUACAGUGAGGAUGAGAUAAUUGACUUCAUUGAGGAGCAUGAAAGACCAACUCUAAGAAAACUUGAACCCCACAACAUGUAUGAGACUUGGGAGGACGACAUUAAUGGGCAACACAUUGUAGCCUUUGCUGAAGAAUCUGACCCUGAUGGUUUUGAAUUACUGGAGAUUCUGAAGGAGGUAGCCCGUGAGAACACAGAAAACCCUAACCUUAGCAUCAUCUGGAUCGACCCAGAUGACUUCCCCCUGCUGGUGCCCUACUGGGAAAACACCUUUGGCAUUGACCUUUCCUCUCCACAAAUUGGUGUGGUGGAUGUGAAGGAUGCUGACAGUGUAUGGAUGGACAUAGAUGAUGAGGAGGACAUGCCCACUUCAUAUGAGCUGGACACCUGGAUUGAGGAUGUGCUGGCAGGAAAAAUUGACGUUGAUGACGACGAUGACGAUGACGAUGACGAUGACGACGAUGACGAUGACGACGAUGACGAUGACGACGAUGAUGAUGACGACGACGAUGAUGACGAUGACGAUGACGACGACGAUGAAGACGAUGACGAUGACGACAAUGACGACGAUGAUGACGACGAUGAUGACGACGACGACGACGACGAUGACGACGACGAUGACGACGAUGACGACGAUGACGACGAUGACGAUGAUGAUGACGACGAUGACGAUGACGAUGACGAUGAUGAUGAUGAUGACGAUGAUGAUGAUGAUGAUGAUGACGAUGACGAUGACGAUGACGACGACGACGAUGAUGACGACGAUGAUGACGACGAUGAUGACGACGAUGAUGACGAUGAAUAAAUUCCUUUUAUCACCUCAGGGAUUUCACCAUGUUGACUGGCACUAGCCCAAAUACUUUAAUGACCAUGAAUGUGAAGUUCAAAGUUCAUCCAAGGCUUCAUUGUCCACACGGUCAUCAUUUCCUGGUGCUGGAAGCAUUUUGCCUUUCUAAGGCAGAAUCCAUCUGAAUCCCUUGACACUUCAGGGGCACAUCAGCUUUAUUUGACUGGUCUUUUUAUAAUGCCCUUGUGGUGUUCUCUAAUUUUGUAAAUGUUUUUCUUGUCCAACUUCAAAUUCUCAAUGUUGCUUGUUAAUGCUUAUUUAAGAGCAUUUUCUGAAAUAAAAAAAGGGGACAAGGCUGGGGAUAACCAGCCAUCUUUCAGCCAAGUUUUACAAAGUAUUAAUAA
This is a messenger RNA of Hemibagrus wyckioides, 2112 nucleotides long. Its product is annotated as calsequestrin-1-like. Gene Ontology annotation, biological process: regulation of skeletal muscle contraction by regulation of release of sequestered calcium ion. NCBI's taxonomy places the organism in Eukaryota, Metazoa, Chordata, Actinopteri, Siluriformes, Bagridae. Gene Ontology annotation, cellular component: sarcoplasmic reticulum lumen. The coding region runs from base 185 to 1726 and encodes 513 amino acids. Gene Ontology annotation, molecular function: calcium ion binding. The record is from RefSeq and is a predicted model, not a curated record. The transcript is spliced from 12 exons.